AUGCCUCAUGCACAUGGAAAUCCCUCCUCUUCAACGGCAAGGCAACACCUCAUCUCACCAUUCACCUUUGCCACCGAUUUCACCGUUACAAUCAAUGUUGACAAUACAGGGGAGAACGUGGAGUCGAAUGACAUCAUGAAACAUGCCAGAUUCAUUACAUGGCAGCCUAUCAACCCUAAUGAGCCAGUUGGUGAGUCAUCGAAUACUUCAGCCAAUUCAAUCCGUUUGCGUGACCCUACCAGCACUCAAACACUGUUGCAGCUUCCAUCCGGCACUAUAGCAUACAGUACUAGCCGUAAUCCAUGGGCUUCAAUUGAAAUGGGCCCUACAGCACUCAACCCAACCAAUGAUGUAACACUUUACUUCCCGGACCCAGCGGCUGAUGAAGUCCAAUAUGAUGAAACUGAACCAAAUACCGACCUUUCACUGGCAGCGUUGAGUCGUAGAAAGAAGAUCCGAGAAGGGAAACGACAGUGGGGAGAAACAUCCAUGGACAUAACUCCAGGAGAUGAUUUGGUAGCCCAACCUCCCUCGCCGGCCCGACAGUUCUCGCCUCCGGCACCAAUCCCUAAAGAGAUGAAUCCACCGCCGGCCAUGUACUCCGAUGAACUCCUCAACUAA
Molecule: messenger RNA, 621 nt
Organism: Oldenlandia corymbosa var. corymbosa
Lineage: Eukaryota; Viridiplantae; Streptophyta; Magnoliopsida; Gentianales; Rubiaceae
Source: the annotation of a GenBank genome assembly